Molecule: messenger RNA, 831 nt
Organism: Mercurialis annua (annual mercury)
Lineage: Eukaryota; Viridiplantae; Streptophyta; Magnoliopsida; Malpighiales; Euphorbiaceae
Exons: 2
Coding region: 324-659 (111 amino acids)
Source: RefSeq, a predicted model, not a curated record
CAAUUCGGUUCUCAAAACUUGUCUUUCGCACAAUUUAUUAAUGUAAUAUUGAACCUUCGUUUUCUAUAUUGCAUUUAUUUUGAUUUUGAUAAUCAAUAAAAAAAGUUCUAAUUCUUCUCUUAAGGAAUCAAGUAGCAAUUUGCGCUCUCAAUUUAUUAAUCCAUAAAUUAACUUUGUGGGCAGAUUAGUUACGAACUUGUUAACAAUGGGCAGUGACAGUGGCGGAUCCAGAAUUUUAUUAUAAGAAUCCAGAUUGUAAGUUCUUUCAGUGGAUUGACAAAGGUUUAGAUGGCUACGCACAUACGGUGGUCACUAACUUGAAGAUGGAGGUGACUCAUUUGCAAAACGAACGUAAUGCAGUUCUUCUACAAGCUGGUGAAGUCAGAGCUCAUUUGGCAGCUAAGGUGUUGGAGAAUAGUUCACUGAAGGGAGAAGUUGAUGCCCUAAAAGAGAUUGUUGACAUGUACAAACAUGAGAACCAAAUUCUGAAGGAAGAAAUGGGGCUGGAAAUGAUGGAGGUGGAGACAUUGAAGGAGAGGAUUGAGGAAGUGCAGUUGCACCAUGCACAAGCUAAGAAAAUCAAAACAAAGCUGACCUAUGGAUUGUAUGGAUGUGGGGUAGUUACUGCUGGGGCAGUUCUUUAUGCAUUAUAUCGCUAGGCCUUGAUCUUUAAGCUGGGGCAGUUCUAGUUUCAUUUUGGUAGCUAAUGUAUUGUAUUUUGUGAAACUGCUCUUAUUUUGCUAGGAUUUGUAAGACUGUUGAUGUUCUCUUUUUGCUAACAUUUGUAAGAAUAUUGAUGUCAUUGCAAUGGUAAUCUUAUUCUAGUGUUAA